Molecule: messenger RNA, 1051 nt
Organism: Lytechinus pictus (painted urchin)
Lineage: Eukaryota; Metazoa; Echinodermata; Echinoidea; Temnopleuroida; Toxopneustidae
Product: threonine-rich protein-like
Exons: 3
Coding region: 187-474 (95 amino acids)
Source: RefSeq, a predicted model, not a curated record
AGUCUGCAAAUGAUUCAGGUCCCCAUCCCGUUACUCCAGGAGGGGAUUAAAAUAUAUCUCUAUAUAUUCAGCUACGAGUUUGGAAAGAUUUUAAAAUAAGAUUUCAAGGUGAAGCAGUAUUCAUUGCUGAGAUUGUUCAAGGUUUUUUCUCUCAUCCGGACAGUUCCAAACAUCACCUCUUUCAAAAUGAAGCCAAUGCUAUUCACUGUGUGUGUUCUGCUGUGUGCAAUGAUGCUCACCGUUGAAGGUCGUCGCAGCCGACACCGUGACAGGCGGUCAUCGAGUGGGAGUGGGAGUUCGAGCUCGGCCAGUAGCAGUGAAGAAGCUGCGGCUGCCACACCAGCUGCUACGCAAGCCCCUGCAACUACCGCAGCACCUGCAACUACCGCAGCACCGGCAACUACCGCAGCACCGGCAACAACAGCAGCACCUGCCCCACCAGCAGCUACUAUGGGGCCAGUCACUAUGCCGUAGCAGUUUCAGUGGGAAAUGGAAAGCCCUUGUAUGGAAGGCGACGUUUUCCAAAAUAUCACAAAACCCCUAAUCAGGGGUUUUGGUGUACGUUUGGAACACGUCACCCUCCAUGCCCUUGGUCAAUGAAGCUUUCGAUAAUUAUCCGUUUUGUUUCUAUCGCGUGACGUGAUAUUAAAAGAUUAUAGACGUAUAGUCUCAACAAUAUUGUCCAUCUCCUUCAUAUUAACUCCCAAGUUUUACCCAACUGCACAUCAUAAAGGACAUCUACUAAUCUAACAUCUUUAGAAGAUGUAUUACCAGUGACCAAUCUUCUUUAUCGUUAACAAUCAACAAGACAUAUGAAUCAGUAAAUAUUUACAAAUCGUAGAAUAAUAAGAUGAUAAGUUAUAAUGUCAGUAAUCGGGCCAACUAUUUCAUCUGUUACAGAUUUUACACAGUGCACACAUUUUAAUCUGUGCACAAUGCUCUGUCAUUUUUUGUUUUGGAUUAUUGGAUAUGACUGUGACAUUAGAUUAUUUAGACCCUUUGUUGUUUUGUUAAAGUCAAGACGCUUCAUAUCAGAUAAAGAAGGCUUUCG